Cyclopterus lumpus (lumpfish) is the source of this 2335-nucleotide messenger RNA. RefSeq names its product acyl-CoA dehydrogenase short/branched chain (gene acadsb). The record is from RefSeq and is a predicted model, not a curated record. Gene Ontology annotation, molecular function: flavin adenine dinucleotide binding; acyl-CoA dehydrogenase activity. Lineage: Eukaryota; Metazoa; Chordata; Actinopteri; Perciformes; Cyclopteridae. Bases 376 to 1677 code for a protein of 433 amino acids. The transcript is spliced from 11 exons. Gene Ontology annotation, cellular component: mitochondrion.
CUGGUGGUCCGAGCAUGCGGUGAGAGGUGCUUGCGUUUAAACUCAUUUUGUAACUAAUGAUGGCUGCAUCAUUGGUCAGGCUUUUCUCAAAGGAAAUAUUGAAAUAUACCAUAACAAUAUGAAGAAAUACUAUUGAAUAAAUUCAUUUAGUUACAUUUAUUUCUGUAUAUGUAUUUAAAGGCGUAUUGCCUGAUUAUUACGUUCACCGGAAGUUUGCUCUUAUUGCGAAAAGAAAAUUCCGGGCUGGCUUGACUGUCUUUUUCGAAGUGGAGACUGGUUUGACCGCAGUCACAAACGGCACCUGAAGGCAGCAUUAAACCUCUGGUGGUCUACGCACGCCGUGACGUAUGCACGCAUGUAAACAUUUUGUAACUAAUGAUGGCGGCAUCAUUGCUCAGGAUUUUCACAAAGUCGUGUAGAAAUAUCUCUCGACCAUGGGGUGCAUGCCCGGCUGGAUGGAGGAGCAGGUCAUCCAAUCCUGCCCCAGAGGUGUCCUCAGACCAAGCAGUUGGUAUGGUCUCCUUUCCUCCACUGCAGACAUAUUCAGAGGAGGAGAGCAUGAUGAGGGAAGCAGUAAAAAAAUGUGCCCAAGAGCGCAUUGCUCCGUUUGUGUCAAAGAUGGAUGAGAACUCUGCCAUGGACGAGGAAGUGAUCAAAACUCUUUUUGAACAGGGUCUCAUGGGCAUUGAGAUUGACCCGGAGUACAACGGCACUGGCUCCACCUUCUUCUCCUCCAUUCUGGUCAUUGAGGAGCUGGCGAAGGUGGAUGCCUCUGUGGCUGUGCUCUGUGACAUCCAGAACACGCUGAUCAACACGCUAUUCACCAAACUAGGUACAACAGCUCAGAAAGAGCAGUACCUCAGCCGACUGUCAACCGACAUGGUUGGAAGCUUCUGCCUCUCUGAAGCAGAGUCGGGGAGUGAUGCCUUCUCUCUGAAGACGCGUGCUGACAAACACAAAGACUAUUACAUCAUCAAUGGAUCCAAGAUGUGGAUCAGUAAUGCAGAGCAUGCAGGUGUUUUCCUAGUGAUGGCAAAUGUCGACCCCUCUUCUGGAUACAAAGGCAUCACCUGCUUCAUCGUGGACCGGGACACGGAGGGGCUUGAGAUCUGCAAGAAGGAGAACAAACUCGGCCUGCGUGCGUCCUCCACCUGCCCGCUCAACCUUGAUAAUGUCAAGGUCCCAGAGAAGAACAUUUUGGGCCAGAUCGGUCAGGGGUACAAGUAUGCCAUCGAGAUGUUGAAUGAGGGCAGGAUUGGAAUUGCCGCUCAGAUGAUCGGGCUGGCACAGGGCUGCUUUGACCAUACUAUUCCUUACACCAAGCAGAGAGUCCAGUUUGGACAACGCAUCUUCGACUUCCAGGGCAUGCAGCACCAAAUAGCGCACGUGGCAUCGCAGAUUGAAGCUGGUCGGCUGCUGACGUACAACGCGGCUCGUCUGAAGGAAGCUGGGCGACCUUUCAUCAAGGAGGCCUGCAUGGCGAAAUACUUCACUGCAGAGGUUGCAACCCUAACCACAUCGAAAUGCAUUGAAUGGAUGGGAGGGGUCGGCUUCACCAAAGACUACCCCAUAGAGAAAUACUACAGAGACUGUAAAAUUGGCACCAUUUAUGAGGGCACAACAAAUGUUCAGCUAUCUACGAUAGCCAAGUUCAUUGAUAAAGAGUAUGAUCACUGACUCCAUCGGACUGGAGCCUGAUGGAUCCCAAAUCUGUGUCACACUCCAUAUUCUUCCCCUCAAAUGACUUUGUUGAGUGCAUUGCUGUAGAUCUACAUUCAUGUUUCUAGAGUUUUGUUGCAGUUAUAGAUGUUUGUUACCAAUACCACCAAUGUUUUCUCUCGUUAAGUGAUUAACACUACUGAUGUUACUGAUGCUGGAGGUAUAUUUCUCUAGUUUUUUGUUUAAAGUUGCUCUGGUACAACAAUGAUUUUUGUUCUACUGCUUUCUAUCAGACUUUUCCAAAAGUCUAGGAGUAACUCAAUUUUUGUAGAGCUGUGCCGCUUCCCUCUUGUUCGCACUGUUUCUUCUGCUUAUUCAGAUAUGGUGAUGAAUCAUGACAGCACAGCAUAACUCAUCCAUAUGUUUCAAGAUGAGAAUCUUGAAAGAAUUUUUAUUUUAUUUUUUUCAGUGCCUUCAGGGUCGGCUAUGACUUGAGCUCAAUCACUUAAUAGUGUGUUGCUUACACAGGCUCUCAAUUAGGUGAAUUCUAACAUUUUUACACACUCAAUGCUGUAAAGUUCCUUAUUUGUGGAAAUCAUAUCAACAAAAUAUUCUGUAUAGAGUAAUAUAUCAAUAACUUUGCCAAUACCAAUAAAUCUGAUGUAUGAUAGUGCAA